AUGACUUCACCGUGGAAGAAGCAGCCAGAGGAUGUCGUCGAUAGUGUGCUUAAGCGUGCAGAAGUGAGCAAGAUUGCACGCCGUCUCCAGAACCGCCUCGCCCUCGCAAAAUUCAAGACUAAGCAUGGCUGGGAGGAUCUCACACUCGACUCCAUCGAGCCCAAAGUCGAAGAGAAGUUACGAAGAAAGCGUCUAGCUGAACCUACCGAUGUCCUCUCCGACUCAUCAUCGAGCGCAUCCGAUCUUCCAUAUCCCUCUCGAGCGCUGAUGAGCUCUCCCCUCAAAGCACCCCUGUUUUCGGAUGCAGUUGGCUCCAGCAACGGCAGCACAGGUCACCGCAAGCGCACAUAUGUCGCCUCCUUCCACGAUGUUUCGUCCAGCCCCAGCAAACGAUUCCGACUUUCUCCUACAGCACACAAGUCCUUUGACAGGAACGGUGUAUGGAAGAGCUCACAUCAAUUAACACGAUCAUCUCCGCUCAAGCCCCGGCGGCAACAGCACUUUACAACCUCGGGCGGACCCGAUGUGUCCUUUUUCCAGCAGCGUCUCAUGAGCCGCGAGCUUACAUCGCCCAAUUUUGCUGCUCCCUCCGAUGACGAUGACGAUCUCUUGCCCAUUCACUCAUUCAACCCUACCAACAUCCGUUCGUCUCCUCCGCGUACACCACCAAUGCGGACCCGGUCUGUCAGCAAGCGGAACAAGGGAGAGGCUGGCACAGGUGCCAACGGUGGCAAGACGGGUGAGGAGGGCGCUGAUCUACUCCUUUACCUUGCGGCUUCGCCAUCACCAGCUGUCAAAAAAUCAAUCAGGACUCGCAUGGAGCCUCCUUCUACCCCUCCUCAGAAGAGCAACAAGAUGGAUCUGCCCUCUUCUAUGAUGAUGACGCCUGGUGGGGGUAACCUCUUCCCAACCACCCCAAGCCAAGCUUUCGACUUUGCCGAUUUCGUCAACAUCACUCCUAGCCCAGCACAGAAGCCAUUCAAGACACCAGUCUCAAUCACAGCAACUAGGACACCUGUGAGUGUGACUCAAAGGCGACUCACGUUCGACUAG
This is a messenger RNA of Fusarium sp. VM40, 1053 nucleotides long. The record is from the annotation of a GenBank genome assembly. Lineage: Eukaryota; Fungi; Ascomycota; Sordariomycetes; Hypocreales; Nectriaceae.